CGUGCGCCAUCAUGACGCCUAAAGAGUAUCCUCAAGGCAACGGAUCGCUCCAGACGAUGAAUCUCAAGAAUAGUGUCAGUGCCGACAACAUGUCGGUAGCGAGCCACAAAAGUACCAAGGAUAUUUUGGAUGUAAAAUUCAGCAAAGCACCUACCAAAGAACCAAGCUCACAAUCCGUCUCGUACUUCAAACUGUUCCGGUUUGCCACGUGGGGUGAAGUCUUUGCCACGCUGCUAGGCAUCCUGCUGGCCUCGAUGGCUUCGCUCGGGCUACCGUACGGUGUCAUUCUGUACGGUGAGUUUACCACGCUGCUCGUCGAUCGUACCAUCGGCAUCGGCAAAUCGACCGAUACGGCCAUCCUCUCGAUAUUCGGUGGCGGCAGAGUGUUAGUAAACGCAACUGAGCAGGAAAAUGCGGCCGCCAUUAUGGAGGAUGCGAAAGCAUUCGGGCUCGGUGUGGUGGCCGUCACGAUACUACAGUUCAUCUUUGCCACACUCAGCGUCGACAUUAUCAACCGUUCGGCUCAGAAGCAGAUCAGUAGAAUACGGCAACUGUUUCUUAAAGCCGUACUACGCCAAGAUAUGACCUGGUACGAUCUCAACAGUGACGACAGCUUUGCGGUGCGCAUUACGGACGAUCUGGACAAGCUGAAGGAAGGUAUCGGUGAGAAGCUGUCCAUCUUCACGUACCUGGUGAUGUCAUUCGUAAUAUCUGUGAUAUUUUCGUUCUUCUACGGUUGGAAGCUGACGCUCGUGAUACUCAGCUGUGCACCGAUCAUCAUACUGGCGACCGCUUUCGUUGCCAAGAUGCAAAGUACGCUCACGGAGAAGGAACUGAAGUCCUACUCUUCGGCCGGUGCCGUAGCUGAAGAGGUCCUCGGCAGCAUCCGUACCGUAGUUGCAUUCGGUGGCGAAAAGAAGGAGCUCGAUCGAUACCGAGAGCGACUAGCCGGUGCCGAACUGAACGGUCGCCGCAAGGGUUUAUUCUCCGGCAUCGGUGGUGGCAUCAUGUGGUUUAUCAUAUACUGCUGCUACGCACUCGCCUUCUGGUACGGUAUCAGUCUCAUCCUGGAAGAUCGCGACAAAGAUCUGAAAGACUACACGCCCGCGGUACUGAUCAUUGUGCUGUUCGGUGUGUUGGCUGGUGCACAAAAUCUUGGCCUAUCUUCACCCCAUCUGGAAGCGUUUUCGACGGCGAAAGGUUCCGCGGCAACUAUAUUUUCCGUGAUCGAUCGUAAACCGGACAUCGAUUCGCUUGGUGAUGCGGGAUUGCGGCCCAAAUCGAUGCAAGGAAAUAUAAAGUUUACCAACGUUUUCUUCCGCUAUCCGGCCCGGAAUGAUGUGCAGGUGUUGCAGGGUUUGAAUUUGGAAAUCAAAACGGGCCAAACCGUUGCGUUGGUUGGUCCGUCCGGGUGUGGCAAAUCGACCUGCCUGCAGCUGAUUCAACGAUUAUACGAUCCGCUAAGUGGUACGGUCACCAUCGAUGGUACCAAGGUGAGCGAACUUAACAUCGGUUGGUUGCGUUCGUUUAUUGGACUCGUCGGUCAGGAGCCGGUUCUGUUUGCGACAACGAUUGCCGAAAACAUACGGUACGGUAACCCGGAAGCUACUCAGAGCGAAAUUGAAUGUGCCGCCAAAAUUGCAAACUGUCAUAGCUUCAUCAUGAAGCUGCCGAACGCGUAUGGUACGAUGAUAGGUGAGCGUGGCGCUCAACUGUCCGGUGGUCAGAAGCAGCGUAUCGCUAUCGCACGUGCGCUGGUACGCAAUCCAAAAAUUCUACUACUCGAUGAGGCAACUUCCGCCCUCGAUCCCAACUCGGAAAAGCGUGUGCAGGAUGCGCUGGAGCGAGCUAGCAAGGGUCGUACAACGCUCGUUGUCUCACAUCGUCUGUCCACCAUUACCAACGCGGACAAAAUUGUGUACAUCGACAAGGGUGGGGUGAUGGAGCAGGGUACUCACGAAGAACUCAUGGCUGCCCGGGGUCUGUACUACGAGCUGGUAGUGGCCAGUGGGUCCCAGAAAACAGUGGAAGAUGAUGAGAACGUUCCGAUGGCACCGAGUUUCUACUCUAUGCGUCAAGAAUCGGUUGAAGAUGGUGCGGAUGGUUCGGACGAUGAGUCGGACAGCGGAAAAUCGGACGAAAAGAAUGAGGAAGAACAGGAAGAGGUGUAUCACGUGUCGAUGCUACGAUUGCUUAAGCUUAACUCACCCGAAUGGCAUUACAUACUGUUCGGAUGUGCGGCUGCAAUCGUUGUUGGAGCAUCGUUCCCAGCGUUUGCUGUCCUUUUUGGAGAAAUGUACGGUAUUCUUUCGGUUGCUGAUCCAGAAUUUGUAAAGCAGGAAUCAAACUUCUACUCGCUACUGUUCCUGGCACUGGGUCUCAUCACCGGCUUGGGAACGUUCUUCCAGACGUAUCUCUUCAACAUUGCCGGUGUGCGACUUACGUCCCGUUUGCGCCAAAAAUCAUUCAAAGCGAUCGUCAUCCAAGAUAUGGCUUGGUUUGACGAGAGUCGUAACGCUGUCGGUGCUCUCUGCGCACGUUUGUCGGGUGAUUGUGCUAGUGUGCAGGGUGCCACUGGUACUCGUAUCGGGUCACUACUGCAAGCAGCUUCUACCAUUUGCAUCGGUGUGGGCAUAUCAUUCUUCUACUCCUGGAACCUAACGCUCGUGUCGAUCAUCGCAAUCCCCGUCACGCUAGCAUCGAUCACGCUCGAGUCACGCUACACACAGAUGAGCAGCUUGAAGGAAAAGCAAUCACUCGAAGGUGCUACUAAGCUGGCUGUGGAAGCCAUCUCUAACAUUCGUACGGUGGCUAGCUUGGGGCAGGAGAAGCACGUACUGCAUCGUUACAGUCAGGAGACGGUAAAGAUCGAUGAUGCCUGUCGGCGUAAGACACGUCUACGUGGAACGGUGUUUGCAUUGGGCCAGGUGAUGCCUUUCGCCGGGUAUGGAUUAGCCCUGUUCUACGGUGGAAAACUGGUUUCGGAGAAGGAACUAGAAUACAAGGACGUUAUCAAAGUCUCGGAAGCACUGAUCUUCGGGGCCUGGAUGUUGGGACAAGCGUUGGCGUACGCACCGAAUGUAAACUCGGCCAUCCUUUCGGCUGGACGUCUGAUGAAACUGCUCGAUCGUACACCGCGAAUGCAUAAUCCUUCUAGCUCGUACCACUCACUGUCACAGCGUACUGAGGGUGAUAUUAAGUUCACGGAUGUCGAGUUCCGCUAUCCGACACGUCCAUCUGUUCCGGUACUCCAAGGAUUAAACUUGGAUAUCGGUAAGGGCCAAACGGUAGCAUUGGUUGGUCCGUCCGGUUGUGGCAAGUCUACCUGCAUUCAGCUGCUGCUCCGAUACUACGAUCCCGACAGUGGCAAAGUGGAUAUUGACGGUACAACCACAACCGAGUUCUCGCUCAACCGCAUACGUGCACAGAUGGGUCUGGUAUCGCAGGAACCGAUCCUGUUUGAUCGUACCAUAGCGGAGAACAUUGCUUACGGAGACAACACGCGCGACAUUGCAAUGCCCGAAAUUAUAGAGGCUGCCAAGAUGGCAAACAUACAUGAGUUUAUCGUUAAUCUACCCAAAGGCUACGACACCAGUCUCGGUAGUAAGGGUGCUCAGCUGUCCGGAGGUCAAAAGCAACGCAUUGCGAUUGCCCGCGCUUUGGUGCGCAAUCCUCGUGUGCUAUUGCUAGACGAAGCGACAUCUGCACUGGACAACCAGAGUGAAAAGAUUGUCCAGAAUGCGCUCGAUCAUGCACGAACGGGACGUACCUGUAUUAUCAUUGCCCACCGACUUACGACGAUCCAGAACGCGAACCUUAUCUGCGUCAUCCAGAACGGUGUGGUGGUGGAGGCGGGAACACACGAUGAGCUGAUGGCAAAGAACAGAAUCUACGCGAAGCUGUACCAGAUGCAGCAGGUGGCGUAAGUGUGACGCCCGCGGAUUAAGAAUAAGUGAGAUAAGAACCGUUG
Anopheles maculipalpis is the source of this 3970-nucleotide messenger RNA. RefSeq names its product multidrug resistance protein homolog 49 (gene Mdr49). Gene Ontology annotation, biological process: transmembrane transport. Lineage: Eukaryota; Metazoa; Arthropoda; Insecta; Diptera; Culicidae. Gene Ontology annotation, molecular function: ATP binding; ATP hydrolysis activity; ABC-type transporter activity. The record is from RefSeq and is a predicted model, not a curated record. The transcript is spliced from 11 exons. Gene Ontology annotation, cellular component: membrane. The coding region runs from base 12 to 3926 and encodes 1304 amino acids.